AUGGUCACCACUAUCUCUGAAAACUUUUACAGAGCCUACCUCCCUCACUUGCCACUUAACCAAAUCAGCUCUUUACUAGAGGUGCAUGGAGCUGGGGGUGUCAAGCUACCUUAUUUGGGGUAUGUUGAGACUGUCAUUGCUAUACCCCCUGACUUUAUGGGUCAAGUAGUUGAAGUACCUGCACUGGUUCUUGUAGUGCCCACUACAGACUUCACCUCUAAGGUUCCACUUAUCCUUGGGACCAAUGUCCUGCGUGCUGCUUGUGAAAGCAACCCUGGUGACAGGGUAUCUGGGAGUUCUUCUCCUUGGACCAUGGCUAUCCAGUGGCUCUGUAGGCGUUGGAAUGACCUUAACAGAACUGAGAAUGUGCGGACUACGAAAGCUAUCACAAUACCCCCGUCUUGUAACCAGAUUAUUACCGGCAUUUGCAGGGGUCAUGCUCCACAGAUUGGUAUGGAGUUUUGUGCCACACAGUCCGUACUUCCUGGUUCACUUACACUUGUUAUUGGCGUUGUUGGAUUUCAGUCCAGCCACUCCACCACACGAGUCAAGGUUGAGGUUACUAACCCGUCCACAAAGGCUGUUACAAUUCCAGCCAAAACAGUACUUUGUCACUUGGAACAAGUUGCUGUAUUGGACGGCUUAUUCUCUGAGGAUGAUGUCCCUCAUAUUGGUUCUAAACCUACCAAACUACCAAAAGAGUUAUUUGAUCUGGACUCUCUGAGUGAUACUCACUCACCGGAGGAAAUAACUCAGUUGCGCUCUCUACUGAAUGAGUUUGACGAUGUGUUUAGCAAGUCUGAUAUGGACAUGGGACAUACUGACUUGGUCACCCAUCGAAUAGAACUCACAGAUGAGACUCCAUUUAAGGAAAGACAUAGACGUAUUCCACCCUCAAUGUAUCAAGAGGUCAAGGACCAUAUAAAGCAAAUGUUGGAUGCAAAAGUUAUCCGUCCAUCUGCUAGUCCAUAUGCCUCACCCGUUGUAUUGGUACGCAAACGUGACUCGACUCUGCGCUUCUGUAUCGAUUAUCGAAAAUUGAACAGUCGCACAGUUCGAGAUUCCUAUGCUCUACCACGGAUAGAGGAAACUCUUGAUGCAUUACAUGGGGCAAAAUACUUCUCUUGUCUUGAUCUUAAGAGUGGAUAUUGGCAAGUCGAAGUAGACGAGGAGCAUAAGGCCCGUACUGCCUUCACCGUUGGCCCACUUGGGUUUUACGAGUGUAACUCGAUGCCUUUUGGACUAACAAAUGCUCCGGCUACUUUCCAACGCCUGAUGGAGAGGUGUAUGGGCGACAUUCAUCUUCUUCAAUGCCUUAUCUAUCUCGAUGACAUCAUUGUGUUCUCUAAGACCUUUGAUGAGCAUCUUGAGAUUACGAGCAAUCUUUCAAAGAUUGCGCAAGAAUGGGCUCAAGCUUAA
Haliotis rubra (blacklip abalone) is the source of this 1419-nucleotide messenger RNA. RefSeq lists its product as uncharacterized. The transcript has a single exon. Lineage: Eukaryota; Metazoa; Mollusca; Gastropoda; Lepetellida; Haliotidae. The coding region runs from base 1 to 1419 and encodes 472 amino acids. The record is from RefSeq and is a predicted model, not a curated record.